Molecule: messenger RNA, 921 nt
Organism: Sparassis crispa
Lineage: Eukaryota; Fungi; Basidiomycota; Agaricomycetes; Polyporales; Sparassidaceae
Exons: 1
Coding region: 1-921 (306 amino acids)
Source: RefSeq, a predicted model, not a curated record
AUGGGAGAUAGGAUCCAGCGACAAGAGGAGAUGCUAGCGCUGAUGUUUGCUCAGAUGAACACGUACCAAUGGCUCGUCGAGCUAGAUGCAGAUGCCACACAGCCGUUCCUACCUAGCUUCUUGACAGACAUGCCACCGGAAACCCCACAAGAAGAAGCAUCUCCUAUACCCCCGCCUCGACCAUCGCAUCUUGUCAUCGAUCCCAUAACGGUUCCCACCCCACAACUGUUCAACAUAUUAGGAAACACCUCAAUGUCUUCUCUCCCGACAUCGACUCACAACGGCUUCUCUAUUGCAUGCCCUCUGUGUGCAGAACCCCCUCCAGACUACAUACCAGAAUGGAACUUCAGUGGAAGUCCUAACCAUCAUGCUGAAGGGUUAACCCCGAUGACAGCAGAGGAUGCUACGCAGACCGAGGAAGUUGGGCACUCCGACCAGUCGAGCCAGACUCUCAUCGAUGUCGACGGAAGUGAACCCCCGUUCCCUCCUGCCUUCUCUGCGGCACUCAUCGGGCCCCAAAGGACCAUCCCGUCGUAUGUCGCAUACCAGCGACCACACCCCCAGUGUGUAUUCUGUGGACAGUAUACUCAUCCGAAGUACACCUGCCCAUUCUCCAUCUGCAUAGUCUGCCAAGCAGUCCCUGCAUCUCACGACCCAAACGCGUGCCCCAUGUUGUUGUCCAACAGAAUGUGUUGCUACUACUGUGGAAAGCAAGCACCGGGCCACACGUUAGAAGGUUGCCCCCAUGCUGACGACUUUUACGCCAAUUACGACGCAUGCAGUAUAUUGUUCUCUCACCCCGACCCUCAGACGGAUCCACGAUUCUCUGAUUUCAAUGGGACAGGUUCGAUGUACACAGAAGGGUUCCCAAUGAACAGCGUAACACCCUCGGAGCAGGAGACACAUAGGAAACACCUUUAA